Messenger RNA from Suillus bovinus, 354 nucleotides. RefSeq lists its product as uncharacterized. The transcript has a single exon. The coding region runs from base 1 to 354 and encodes 117 amino acids. Gene Ontology annotation, molecular function: nucleic acid binding; RNA-DNA hybrid ribonuclease activity. The record is from RefSeq and is a predicted model, not a curated record. NCBI's taxonomy places the organism in Eukaryota, Fungi, Basidiomycota, Agaricomycetes, Boletales, Suillaceae.
AUGCUCAGCGAGAGACAAUUCUACCUGGGAAAGGAAGAGGAUCACACAGUGUACGAAGCAGAAAUAGUGGGGGUGAUCCUAGCAGUCGAGUUGUUGAGAGAGGCAGGAGGAAAAGGCACCAUGGCACUAGGAGUGGACAACCAGGCCGCAAUCAGAUCAACAAGCACAUUCCAAUCCCAACCAGGUCACUAUCUUGUCGACAAGUUCCUAGACAACCUCAGAUCCCUCCUACCCAAUGAGGACAGACAAAAGCUCACAAUUUGGUGGACCCCUGGUCACAAGGGCAUAGCAGGAAACAAAGCAGCAGACAUACAGGCCAAGCCUCAGAGACAGCCCAUCUCCCAAGAUCAUUGA